UUAGAUUUUAAAUAAAUUUUACUGAAAUUUCUGAAUCAAAGUUUAAAGUAAAGUAUAAUUACAAGCAAAAUUUGUCGUGACAAAAUAAUUCACUUUUGUUACAAUAAAUAAUUGGACCUGGUAUACAACAGGAUUGGCGGCGAUAAAAGGCAUGAUGAUGGGCGGCAUGUCUAUGAUGAUGUUGCUGAUGCAGAAAUUCGGAAAGGGAGGAGGCCCUUGGCAAGGUGGAGGCGGCCCUUGGCAAGGAGGCCAGCUCAAAGAGAUCGUGCUUCUUACGAAAUCGUCAGGUGGUCAUCAUGGUGGUGGUGGUGGUUGUUGCGGACCAAGUGAUAGUUACGGUGCACCUCCAGCCAGCAGUUAUGGUGCCCCAUCAGGAGGAGGAGGUUACGGCGGAGGCGGAUGGGGCCGCAGCUUCAACAAGCGACCGAUGACAUUAUUAUACGAUGGCGUGAUCAAGACGCAGGAAGGUUCUAAUCGCACUCUGAUGGUAGGAGAAGCCACCUCGAAGACGGACAAUCUCGAUUAUCAGGACUAUCAAGAACCGCCAAUCGCAAACUCAAAUUUCACGACUGCUCGUUGGAAUGCAACGAGCAAUCUUGCCUUUUACGAAUACGGAGACAACAAUGUAAAUGUUAAUUCCGUGAGAAAUGACUCGAAGCUAAAAUUGACGACGAAUGCAAAAGGUGAAGGCUUCGCGUUUAACGAGAAUUCGUCUAACGCCAAAACCGACGUUGGCGAUGAGAAAAAUGUUGAUUUGAUGGCAAGCACAAAUCAAUUUGAUUCAACUGAGGAUGCAAAUUCGGCGUACAUGGAUGAGUGGCAAGCUAUGGCCGAAAAAAUAAAUCCCAGCGACGUUUCGUCGUCGAAUCCGCACGCGAGAGUCGAAUUGCGACGAACCGAAUCGCGCUCUAGGGAUGUGCCCCUCUUGCGUGGAAUUUAGAUCAUUUAUUGUUAAUUUUUUAAAUCACCUUGCGUAUUAUUUAUUGUUAGAUAAGGAGGCUUGCAGCUAUUGCGCAAAGAAUUUUAUUGGUCUCGCAUUGUUCCUAGCAUUCUCUCUAAAACAUUUAAUUUAAGAUGGCAAUUAGAUCAUGGAUCAUCGCAAGCUGAUGUUGCGUUUGAAAAUAGAU
Messenger RNA from Ooceraea biroi (clonal raider ant), 1127 nucleotides. Its product is annotated as major prion protein. Lineage: Eukaryota; Metazoa; Arthropoda; Insecta; Hymenoptera; Formicidae. The record is from RefSeq and is a predicted model, not a curated record.